AAUAGAUUCACGAGGGCGCGAUACUGCUGAAAAUUUUGAAUCCCGGCGGGCAGUCGAUCCUCAAGAGGCUCCCAAGUCCCCACCCGCCUCCUCAAAUCUCAAUCGAUCGAGCAGGCGGAGAAGCGAGGCGGGGAGCGAUGUCUUCUUCACCGUCUCCUUCUUUGGAUUCGAGGUCGAGGCAUCACAGUUACUGCAGGAAGCAGAAAUCUCUCGGCGUCUUGUGCUCCAACUUCGUGAGUUUGUACGUUCAGAAAGGGGCUGAAUUUGUGGACCUUGACUACGCCGCAAGGCAGCUUGGCGUCGAGAGGCGCCGGAUCUAUGAUAUCGUCAAUGUCAUGGAGAGUGUCGGGGUCGUUGCGAGGAAGGCGAAGAGUAAGUACUCUUGGAUAGGGUUUUCUGGGAUUCCAAAUGCACUAAGGGAACUCAAGGAGGAGGCACUUCAGGAGAGUUUUGCCACUGAUGUUGCCUCCGUAAAAGAAGCUUUGGAGGAUCAACAUGAAGACAGCGAAAGCCAGAGCCACGAUGAUGUAGAUGAGAACCCAAGCAAAAUUGGCAGCAUUUCUUCAUUGAUGGGCUCUUUUGGCAACGUAUUGUCAGCCACUGAGAACAGGAAGGAUAGAUCACUAUACCUGCUGAGUCGAAAUUUCAUCAAACUUUUCCUGAGUUCAGAUGUAAACACUAUCUUACUGGAUGAAGCUGCAAGGCUGCUGCUUGGUGACAACACCAACUUAUCCCACAUCAGAACCAGACGUCUGUAUGACAUAACAAAUGUGUUGUCGUCUAUCAAUCUUAUCGAGAAGAUUCAAGAAUCUAGGAAGCCAGCAUUUCGAUGGCUAGGAACCAGUGGCAAGUCUAAGAUGGAUCCUUCUGUAACAGUUGUUGCUUCUAAAAUCGCAAAUCAGUCCAAUAAGAGGGCAUUUGGAACUGAGGUCACUAAUGUGGAAUUGAAGAGGAGCAGGCUGAGUCCUAAAGCAAGUAAGAAGCCUAGUAAUUACGCACGACUGUGGAAUCAGGACCUCAAAGAAUGUAAUCUGACAGCUCAGAAGCAAUUAAGCAUGAAGGGUGGUUUUGUUUUUGGUCCUUUCUUCCCUGCUGGAGCAACUAAAGAGGUAACUGAGGAAAAAGGUGGGAAAACUGCUCAAGGUUUGGAGGGUUUUGCAUGCUCCUCGCGACCACAAUACCACAAUGAAGCCCUGAGUGAACUUUUUUCCCAUUACAUGGAAGCAUGGAAGUCAUGGUACGCCGAACUUGCUCAAGGCAGCAGCAACCUACAGCAGCAACCUUGCAACACCUCCAAUUGAAACACAUGUGACUUUUGUAGGGUAAGCCAUUACUUACCCUCCCCUUUAUUGUCCUUUUUCCUGCUGAGAAAGAAAGGGUUCUAGCUACAUGGUCCCUUAACCUGUACGAUUCUUGCAUAGUAGAGAAUGAUGUUUUAGUGUGGCUAUCCUAAUUGAUUUCUGUAAAUUAGCAAUGAGAAGGUUUUAGCUGAAACACUGACGUUGUGGUGUUAACUGCUGAUUAGAGAUUGUCGUUCCAAUUGUUAGAUUUGAGUAAACGUAAGGUACUCAUUGUAUAUUGUUUAUUGAGCAGCUACAGUGAAAAGAUUAUGAUUUGAGAUCACUACAAGUAGAUUAUUUGAGAUCACUGCAACUUUCUUUCAUAG
This is a messenger RNA of Zingiber officinale, 1666 nucleotides long. RefSeq names its product E2F transcription factor-like E2FE. Gene Ontology annotation, biological process: regulation of transcription by RNA polymerase II. NCBI's taxonomy places the organism in Eukaryota, Viridiplantae, Streptophyta, Magnoliopsida, Zingiberales, Zingiberaceae. The record is from RefSeq and is a predicted model, not a curated record. The transcript has 10 exons. Gene Ontology annotation, molecular function: DNA-binding transcription factor activity, RNA polymerase II-specific; RNA polymerase II cis-regulatory region sequence-specific DNA binding. Gene Ontology annotation, cellular component: RNA polymerase II transcription regulator complex. The coding region runs from base 138 to 1301 and encodes 387 amino acids.